Molecule: messenger RNA, 735 nt
Organism: Penicillium pulvis
Lineage: Eukaryota; Fungi; Ascomycota; Eurotiomycetes; Eurotiales; Aspergillaceae
Gene: eb1
Product: microtubule-binding protein BIM1
Exons: 6
Coding region: 1-735 (244 amino acids)
Biological process (GO): spindle assembly; regulation of microtubule polymerization or depolymerization; protein localization to microtubule plus-end
Cellular component (GO): spindle midzone; microtubule organizing center; cytoplasmic microtubule
Molecular function (GO): microtubule plus-end binding
Source: RefSeq, a predicted model, not a curated record
AUGGGUGAAUCCAGACAAGAGCUGCUGGCUUGGUUGAACAACCUGCUCCAGUUGAACAUUACCAAAAUCGAACAAUGUGGAACCGGUGCCGCACUAUGCCAGAUCUUUGAUUCGAUCUUCAUGGACGUGCCCAUGUCUCGCGUCAAGUUCAACGUCAACACCGAAUAUGCCUACCUGCAGAACUUCAAGGUCCUCCAGAACGUCUUUGCCCGCCAUGGUGUAGAGAAGCCCGUCCCCGUUCAAUCCCUCACCAAGUGCCGCAUGCAGGAUAACCUGGAGUUCCUUCAGUGGGUCAAGCGAUACUGGGACCAGCACUACCCCGGUGGUGAAUAUGACGCCAUUGGCCGACGGAAGGCUUCGGGUGCCCCUGCUGGUGCUGCCUCUGCCUCUUCACGCGCUCCCUCGGCUGGUUCUCGCCGUGGAGCUACCCCGGUCACAUCUGCUGCCCGUCCCCGGGUUGCUACCUCAGGCCCUAACACCUCGGCCCUGACACAGGAGAUUGCCACCCAGAAGGAGGCCAUCGCUGGUCUUGAGAAGGAGCGGGACUUCUACUUUGCUAAGCUGCGUGACAUUGAACUGCUGUUGCAGACCGCCAUUGAGGCCGACCCUGAGCUGGAGAAGGAAGAGGACACUCUGGUGAAGCACAUCCAGGGCAUUCUGUACUCGACUGAGGAUGGAUUCGAGAUCCCGGCCGAGGCGGAAGAGGGUGUUGCCGACGAACUGGAGACAUUCUAA